AUGGACAUGGACCAGCCCCCGGAGUAUGCUAGCAGGCUUCCCUCGACGUCUACAUUCUCGUUUACUGCACCGUUUCCCCCACCGUCAGAGGCGUCCUCGUCUAAUGUGGCUUCCGCCCUCAAGCAACGACGAGUCUCGCUAGCCACUAAUUCCUCACCACGAAUAGUUCCUGCGUGGAGCUUUCGCGACGACACCGGCGUCGGUGUGCACUCAAUAGACUCAUCAGGCCUCGCUCCGGAGAAGAAGGGCAAGAUGCGGAGGAUCGAGAGCAGCAUUGACCGGACGGACGAGGAGGGAGCACUCCAACCCUCGACGGAGAAGAAGCCGCGGAAGAAGUGGACGAUGGAGGAGACGCAGAUGCUAGUGAACGGCUGCAACAAGGCAAGGCAGCGCGCAUGCAUGCAGUUCCGCACAUACUUCCCUGACGCAUACAAGCAGCACUAUCCGAAUGCCAAGACCCAUCUGUCCUCCAAGAUCCGCUCCGCGCUACCAGACGGCUCGUCCAUCUUCGAGAAGACGCGCAGCAAGAAGCGGCGGCCGUUUACAGAGGAGGAGGAUCGGGCACUCAAGGCGGGUUACGACAAGCACGGGACUGUCUGGGCGACGAUUGUGAAAGACCCAAUCUUCCAGGAGCAGAACCGGCGCUCGACAGAUCUGCGUGACCGGUUCCGAAAUGCAUUCCCGGACUUGUACCAGGCCGCGGGCUAUAAGCCGCGCGCAUCGACAAAGAAGAAGCGGGGCGAGGCUCCACAGCCUGUGCGCGCGGCUACGGAUGACCAGCUCGCGCCUGUGAGCAGCAGCGGGCAGGCGCAGCGGAAGCGCAGACAUACCACGCAGGGGCUGUUCCGCGGUGGCACGAAGAGCGUACCCGAGAGCGCAACGAAUUCCGAGGACGAGGAUAGUUCAGAUGGCGAGGACGACACGCCCGCAUCGACCUCGAAGGAUGGCGUGCAGUCUGUGCCCCGCGAUGAAAUGACUCCAGCGUCGGACUACCCCGCGGAAAUGGAUAUGCAGACCGUCGACCCGCUGGCGAUCCCCGAUUUCAUCCCGGGUUCUUCGUUCUCGGAGAUGACCGAUUCGUCACAGUCGCAGAACUGGUCGACCGUGCUUGAGACACCUCUCAACGCUGGCGCAUGGUCAUCGGCAGCGAAUGCCGCGUCCCCCACAUCGUCUCAUCUUUCCUCCGACUACUUCCUCAAUAACUCACCUUUCCAUCGGCAAGGCUCUGGUACGAUGAUUGGCAAGUCUGCGUGGGGCCCUCAGGACUGGCUCUCUGCGAACCCACGUCUCGAUCCCUCUGGUGCGACUAGCAGCAAUUCUUCCUACGUUGGUGGCGUCUCGCCGGCACCCUCCUCGCCAUUCUCCUUUGCUCACCUCAACCACGGUGUUCUCGAUCGAUACGACCUCUUCCCGCCAUCACUUGCGCACGACUUCGCGUCUGAAGCUGGCGUUGGCGAUACACAUUCGACGUUCUCGGAUCCAGAUAUAUUCUCGUCCAGUAGCUUCCGCGGGUUUACCCACCACUCGAACUAUGCUGGUGAUCUCAUCUUCGGUGCACGCUCGCACCAGCCGCAGCAUCAACCAUUCGAUUACGGGCCUGGGUUCGGCUUUGGCAACGCUGGUCUUGGAUUGUCCGGCGUGCAGCCGAUGCAACUACACACGCCCGCAUUGCCUGGAAUUGAUGAGAUCGAGCUGACAUCGAUUACACUUGAAGACCAGGGCGAUAUACGGCACCCGCUCGAAGAGGCGGCUGACACAGCUGUGCUCAAGGAUGACGGGGGCGCGGGCAUGACUCUGUCCGAGCUCGGUGCCUUUGGCGUAUCGCCACAAACGCUCGAGGACAUAGUCGGAUUCAGCUCGGAACUCCAUGCCACGCCACCGGGCACGCCGCAGUCGACCUCGCGCUCGAUGCGUGCGCAUUCUGCCAUGCACGUUGGCUCGUCUCAUAACCGUUCGAUCAGUGUUCCGCCUUCGGAGCAUCGUGUGGCAGUUACGCGCGCAGCGCAGACGCAGGUGAUGAAGACGCGGCCCCUACAGCCUCCACCACGAUCCAUGUCUCUCAUGGAGAUGCUCCCCGUGCAGCCGGCGGACACAAUGGCUUCGCAGCCGCAGACAUUCCAGUCUUUGCAGGCGUACGCGACGGAGGGCUGGCGGCAGCAAGCGGACAUGUACGACUUGCCAUUCCUCGAUCUUCACUACUACACGUCGACCAACAAUCCGCCUGCCACGAUGCCUGUGGAUCCGAAUUCAGUGUUUGCGAAGCCCGAUGCGGACAUCCUGCGACAGGGCCAAGCACUUGAUCUUGCGGAGACGUAUCCGAACGCAUCGAGAACGUUCGGAUUGCCGCCGUCCCUGACUCAGCAUAUCCCAAUGAUGUCUCAAAGCGCGAGCAGUACACCGCCUGCGACGACAAGAAUGCUACCGUCGCAUCAUCGUGGGCAGAGCGCGGUGUCACCGCAGGACCUGCUGCUCCGCAAGAGCAGCGACAAUAAGAGGAAACGCUCGAGCUGGGAUGGAGGCGUUCAUUAGAUGGAUGAUGUCAGAGGAUUUCGGCGGAUCUCUGAGACUGUGGCCGCUUGUUUGGAAUUUGAUUGGUAUAUUUUUGGAUUAUUGUUUGCUCGUCUCAUGCAUUCUGUCAUAUCUCAUUUAUCGCCUUCCAUGCACUUAUGCAGACGCAUUAUUCACGGAUCUCAAUGGUACAACCGA
This is a messenger RNA of Postia placenta MAD-698-R-SB12, 2706 nucleotides long. RefSeq lists its product as hypothetical. NCBI's taxonomy places the organism in Eukaryota, Fungi, Basidiomycota, Agaricomycetes, Polyporales, Adustoporiaceae. The transcript is spliced from 3 exons. Bases 1 to 2529 code for a protein of 842 amino acids. The record is from RefSeq and is a predicted model, not a curated record.